GUUUUGAGGUGAGUUUUUGAGUAAAAAUGGUAGAAGAUUACAUGGUUUAAUGGAAGAAAAAUUGGUGAUUGACGAUGAGGAAGAAGAGAAGAUGAAAGGGAUUUGGCUGCUUCGUUUUCCAAUUUGUGCCUUCCCGUCCCUUUGUUUUGCUUCUUUUUCGGAUCCAUUUUUGUUAUGUUUUUCGUCCUUCUUUCCCCUCUCUCGCUUCUUUCCUCUCUGUUUUUGUUUAUUUCCCCUUUGUGUGUGUGGUGGGUGUUGAUAUAAUAUGUGUGUAACAGAUAGUGUGAGGUGUUGAAUUAGGGGGCAAGAAAGGUUUAUCACGAUUUGGGCUUAAGGAGAACACUCUUGGUAUGAUGGAUAGCUGGAAGCAAUAAGAGGGAACCUGUUUUUUUUUUAUCCUCCAUUCACAUCAAACAGACCACUACCCCCGCCUUAGAUCAGUUGAACAAUCUCUAAGACUAAUCAAAUUCACAUGGGUUUCAGAAGUAGGCUAAUGAGGGUGUAACUAUUUUAUUAUUUUGUGAAAGUAACAGAGUUUAUCUAACUCCUUUGAAUAAUAUAAAUAUGUGUAACUUCUUCCAUAACUUCAGGACCUUUGUCACAACGUCUCAAAAUUAAGAGAUAAACAACUUAUGAAUAUGCGUAGCUUGCCGUAGGCACGAUUAAUUAAUAAUUUGUCAUAGUUAUGGGUACGGUUCUUGCGGCAGAACUUUGACACCUAAUCCCAAAUUCGAGUGUGCGCUCGCAUGCCUUGAUCUCAUAACUUCAAAAUAAUAAUAAAAUAAAUAUGUUGUAAAUUGCGGGUACAUUUUACGUGGUGCGAUUUGCGGUAUAUAUAAAACGACAAGCGUAUGACAUCGUAACUUGUUUUAAAAUAAUUCCAUAAAUACUAAAAAUGAUUUAAAAAUACAAUAAAAGCGGUAAAGAGUUAAAAUGCACAUAGGUUUAAAAUAUGUAAUAAUCUGAUAAUUAAGCCGAGUUUAAUCGUAAAACGACCGUGCGAAAACUACGGAAUCCGGGAGAAUUUCUUACCCUGUCUUCUUUGUUUCGCAGACUUGAACAGAGUCAAGCUUUCCUUGAAUUUGGAUUUAAAAUAAAUGGUGGCUUGGGACACCGUAAAUAAUUAUUCCAAGCAGCGACUCUAAAAAAUAAUAAAAUAAAAUAAUCCCUCUUCAAUAAUGUCAAGUUAAUUGGAAAAACUUAUUUCCCCGUAAAAAGAAGGUGACAUUGUACUUUAUCGUUUUGAUGUAUACAAUGUUUGGAUAGAUUAUAUUGUUUAUCAUCGUUUCGUGAUGUUAUGCACCAAUAAUAUAAAGAAUAAACUUGCAAUAUUAUAAAGAAAAAAUAAGGUACGAGGUAGAAUUAUUAUAUAAAAAUGUAGGAUAAAGGAUAGAAUAAGAUCUUUUAAUAAUAAGGAAGAACAAGAUGAGAGAAAAAAAAAGUAACGACGCGACCAAACCAAAUCAGUCGUUACAUAAAAUGGCACUUUUUAACGACGGAUUUAACGAUACGAUACAAUAAAAUUUAACAAUCAAAACAAAGUAAUAAUAUGAUGCAAUAUAAUAAGUAACAACCAUUCAAACAAGCUGUUAAGAAAUAGUACUUGUGACUAUGGCAUAAGCCGCCCCCGACAAUCGGACACCAAAUGCAACGUAUAAAUCUCAAUGGCUAAUGCUACUUAUAAAUCGCAAUUAUCUAAUACGACUUAUAAAUCUCAAUUGACUAUUGCGACUUAUAAAUCGCAAUCAAGUAAUGCGAAUUAUAAAUCGCUUCUGAAUCCAACUUAUAAAUCGUGUAUGUUAAUGCGACUUAUAAAUCAUGCGGCUUAUAAGCCGCUUUUACAGGCGAUUUAUGUAUUAUAUGAAUUUAAAAACGCAAAUUUCGUCGACCAUUGAAGAGUGUUCUGCGCCGGCUUCACUCUGCAACUCUUUCCGCCUCUUCCUCCGCCUCCACCUUGCUGUUGCUGUCGCAAUCGCAACCAUAUCCGCUGAUGUGUGUUGUUCUCAUCUGCGGGAGUUUUCUAACAGAGUUCCAUAAUUCCCAAAGGGUUCCAAUCACUCCUCCCCCAGCUGCCAAAGAGCAAGAAAAUUGAUAGUUUGACAGGUAAAGGAGCUUUUUUUGGUUGUGGUCUGGAACCCACUGCAAAGUAACUUAUAGGGCCUCCACUGUUGUAUCUUACCUGGUGGUUUAAAAUGACAAUCGGUUCGGAAGAGGCAUCAAAGAAAACUUCACGUUCUCAAUUGGUUGUUUUGAACAGGGCAUUCAAAUUGGCUGAGCAAUGGGUUAACAAUAUGGGCUCUUCAGAUGAUGCUAAGCCAAAUAAUGUGGUUCUAGAGAGUCGUCCACCUAGGCUUGGAAUUGGUGCUGCAGUUCCACGUCAAUCUCAAACUGUACUCUCAAAUGACCCCGCGGAAAGAAAAUUACGUGCUAAAUUGGAUGCUGAGAAAAGAAAAAAAUUGAAGAGCUCUCAAGCAUCAACAAUUUCUGCCAAAGACGGGAAAGUUGAUGAAGAAAGCGAUGACGAGGAAUUAGAAAGCAAAACGAAAGCGUUUACCAAGAAGAGGCCUGCGGCUUUGCCCUCGUCUCUGCAAGCAAAGAAGAAGAAGAAGUGACUUCGCAUUAUCUAGCAAUGAAUACUUCGAGAUGUGCUAUAGUUUUCCUCUAGUAUAUUAUUCGAAGCCGUCAUCUUCUUGUUGCCAUUUUGCAAGGUGCAGUUCUCUUGAGGUCUCAGUCUCCAGUUAAGAGAAAUGUUUUUGAGUUCUGAGUAGCUGACCUAGAGUUUCAGUUCUCUGUAAGAGUAACAAAUUCUAUUAGUGAUGUUUAUUUCUCAAUAAUGUUCUUCCCUCCCACCACUCCUCUGCAUCCGGCCUGUGCUUUUGGUGACAAAUGUAUUUAGAAAACAUGUCACCCUCUCAUUCUUGCUCUUGCUCUUGCUCUUGAUUGAGGUUAAUGGCAAAGGAUAUCUUUUUUGACA
This is a messenger RNA of Nicotiana tabacum (common tobacco), 2974 nucleotides long. Lineage: Eukaryota; Viridiplantae; Streptophyta; Magnoliopsida; Solanales; Solanaceae. The record is from RefSeq and is a predicted model, not a curated record.